Messenger RNA from Morus notabilis, 1228 nucleotides. Its product is annotated as CBL-interacting serine/threonine-protein kinase 10-like. Gene Ontology annotation, molecular function: ATP binding; protein kinase activity. Lineage: Eukaryota; Viridiplantae; Streptophyta; Magnoliopsida; Rosales; Moraceae. The transcript has a single exon. Gene Ontology annotation, biological process: protein phosphorylation; signal transduction. The record is from RefSeq and is a predicted model, not a curated record. The annotation marks the transcript as partial.
UUUGACAAGGUUGCCAAAGGAAAGCUGAAGGAGGAAGUCGCGUGGAAAUAUUUUAACCAGCUGAUCAACGCAGUUGACUUUUGUCACAGUAGAGGUGUUUAUCACCGUGAUAUAAAGCCGGAGAACUUGUUGCUGGAUGAGAAUGAUAAUCUGAAGGCUUCUGAUUUUGGAUUAAGUGCUCUUGCUGAAAGCAAGCACCAAGACGGGCUGCUCCACACCACUUGUGGCACCCCUGCUUAUGUUGCUCCUGAAGUCAUUAACAGGAAAGGAUAUGAUGGUGCCAAAGCUGAUAUUUGGUCUUGCGGGGUGGUGUUGUACGUUUUAUUGGCUGGUUAUCUCCCGUUUCAUGAUUCAAAUUUGAUGGAGCUGUAUAGGAAAAUUGGCAGAGCAGAUUUCAAAUGCCCAAGUUGGUUCCCUCCCGAAGUAAAGAGGCUGUUGUUCAGAAUCCUGGAUCCAAACCCCAGUACAAGGGCUUCCAUUGAUAAAAUCAAGGAAAGUACUUGGUACAAAAAAGGAUUGAAGUCCAAGCAUAUUAAUUUUGAAUCAGAAAACAAGGAUGCGUCUUCUUUAGAUACAGAGACUUCUAGUUGGCAUGAGAGUGCCAGUGUGGCUGCCGAGGGAAAACAAGAACCAAUCAGACCUCCAAACUUGAAUGCUUUUGAUAUAAUCUCUCUUUCUGUUGGGUUUGAUCUGUCUGGCUUGUUUGAAGAAGAUUAUCGGAGGAGAGAAGCAAGAUUCAUUUUCAGAAAACCUGCCACAGUCAUCGUCUCCAAGCUGGAAGAAAUUGCUAAGAAACUGAGGAUGAAAGUGAAGAAAAGGGAUGCGGGAUUGUUCAGAUUGGAGGGUCUGAGGGAAGGUAGAAAGGGAAUCUUGUCCAUUGAUGCAGAGAUAUUCGAGGUCACUCCAUCUUUUCAUUUGGUGGAGGUAAAAUUAUCAAAUGGAGAUUCAAUGGAGUAUCAAAAGAUACUGAAAGACGACAUAAAGCCGGCUCUCCAGGACAUAGCUUGGGUUUGGCAAGACGACCAACAACAGCAGCCACACCAACAGCAACAACAUCAUCUACAACCGCAUGAGGUGCAGCAUGAACGGCUACCACAACUACAACAGGAAGAACAACAUAAACAGCAACAACAAUGCCAACCCUUUGCCAGCGUUCACCUUGUAUCUUAAAUUAUUGUACAUUUCACAAACUUUCAACCUCCUAACUGUCUCUGUAUUCCUAUAAGUU